This is a messenger RNA of Ziziphus jujuba (common jujube), 1143 nucleotides long. RefSeq names its product receptor-like protein EIX1. The transcript has a single exon. The record is from RefSeq and is a predicted model, not a curated record. Lineage: Eukaryota; Viridiplantae; Streptophyta; Magnoliopsida; Rosales; Rhamnaceae. Gene Ontology annotation, molecular function: protein binding. Bases 1 to 1143 code for a protein of 380 amino acids.
AUGUCUGCAACAUAUUUGCUCCAAACUGUUAGUAGGAUCCCAUCGAUCCUGGAAUUACACUUACCCAGCUGUCAACUUUCUGAUCGGCCUUUGACCCUUCCUUUUCAUUUCACCUCUCUUUCCGUGCUUGAUCUCUCAAACAAUGGUUUCAAAUCCACAAUACCAGAUUGGUUGUUCAAUCUUAGAAGCCUAGUUAAGCUUGACCUCAGUAACAACCAUUUCCAUGGAGAAAUUCCUGAUGCAAUAUCUAAUCUAGCUUUUCUUGAAAGGCUUGACUUGUCAGGAAAUUCCAUUGGGGGUAAGUUAUCAAGAAACUUGGGAAAGUUAUGCAAUUUGCGCUCUAUGGAGCUUUAUGAUAAUAAAAUCUUUGGUGAAAUAGUUGAUUAUUUUGACAGUUUGUCUGAAUGCUUUAGUAACAAGUUGGAGACUUUGGAUUUGGGAGACAAUGGAGUAAUGGGAAAACUGCCCGAUGCUUUGGGAUAUAUUAAGAGCUUAAGAUUCCUUCGACUGUCGAACAACUCUUUACAACGCUUACUUCCAUGCUCUAUUGGAAACUUAAAAUCUUUGCAAAAGAUUUUACUAGGAGAUAACCGGAUGAGUAUAAUACCAGAAAAUCUUGGACAACUUUCAAAGUUGGUUGUGUUGGAUAUCUCGGAGAGCAUAUGGGAAGGAAUCUUAACUGAAGCUCAUUUGAUGAACCUUUCUGGCUUGAAGAAGUUGGUAAUCAGUUGUUCUAACCAAUCUCCAAACAAUAUUUCUUUGGUUUUCAACAUUAGCUUUGACUGGAUACCUCCUUUUAAGCUCAAAUAUCUCUCCAUCAAGUCGUGCCAACUAGGUCCUAAAUUUCCCACAUGGCUUCAGAAUCAAGAUGAGCUGAGCACUUUGUCACUCAUCAAUGCCUCAAUUUCAGACACCAUUCCAAAUUGGUUUUGGCAAAUGGAUGUGAAACUAGAUAUGCUAGAUCUCUCUUAUAAUAACAUAGGUGGCAGAGUGUUCAGCUCAUUAAGUUUCAACAAACAUUCAUCUAUGUAUUUGAUUUCAAAUCAUUUUGAUGGCCUCUUCCCAGUCUUGGCAUCAAACAUUACCACUUUGUAUUUGAGUAUUAAUCAGUUUUUGAAGCAAUGCCAUUGCUCUCCACUUUAG